This is a messenger RNA of Plasmodium gonderi, 723 nucleotides long. RefSeq names its product Plasmodium exported protein, unknown function. NCBI's taxonomy places the organism in Eukaryota, Apicomplexa, Aconoidasida, Haemosporida, Plasmodiidae. The transcript has 2 exons. The coding region runs from base 1 to 723 and encodes 240 amino acids. The record is from RefSeq and is a predicted model, not a curated record.
AUGAAGGAAAAAGUACGUGGUUCUAAUAAUUCCCUGUGCAAUUAUUUCCGAAAGUGUCACAUCGUAAGUAUGAUUGCUAUCAUUUGUGUGACAUUUCUGAAUGUUCCAAAUUAUGCUUCUACUUCGGUUAUCAAAGCUUCGUCGAAUAACAAAAUUUCGAGAUGUUUGGGUAAUUUCGAUGAAAUACUAAAUGAACGCCCUUCCGAAGAUAUUUCUACUCCUGGAAAUUCUUCUGGUGUAUAUUUCAAAUUAGAUGAUAAUAACCAAGGGGGAGAAAUGAAACAUUUUUUUAAUGUUGAAGGACAAUUAACAGAUAUGAUUGACUCUUCUGAGGAAUUACACCAAAAUGAUCAUUCACCCGAGGUGAUAGAAGAAGCAUACGAUUCAAAUGAGGAAUCAAAAGAAAAUAUGGAUAACUAUUAUAAUUUUAAAGAACCAACUGAAACUUUAGAAGAAUCAGAAAUGGAUGUGUCAACUCGUGAUUUUAUGGACCCAACCUUAGACAUUCAAAACAAUUUUUAUCAUACCAAAAAGUAUGGUGAAGAUCCCACUAUAUUAAGUGAAAACGAGAAGGAAAAAUUGAAAGAAUAUAUUUCCUCAUUGCGUAUGAAAUGUUCUGACCUCAGAAAUGAAUUAAGCGAAGAUGAAGUAAAUGAACUUAUUUUUCAUGUGCAUGAUAAUUCAUCUGUUGACGAAUUAAGUAAUUUAUUGUGGCAACUAUGA